Molecule: messenger RNA, 2741 nt
Organism: Aphanomyces astaci
Lineage: Eukaryota; Oomycota; Saprolegniomycetes; Saprolegniales; Verrucalvaceae
Exons: 4
Coding region: 60-1676 (538 amino acids)
Source: RefSeq, a predicted model, not a curated record
AUCUUGGUGGGUCGUUCGUUUAUCGAAGCAUUUUCAGCGGCGGCGGCGGCGGUGUGUCCAUGGAGAGUACGACCAUGCGCACGUCCAAGAGCAUUGCGCAGAGCGAGCUGCAGCAGCUGAAAGACACGCUAAGACGACUCAGUCUUGCGGACGAACAUCCAUCGCAUGGCGCCCCGAAGAUCCAUUCGCUGUUCGCACCGACAUCGUCGUCCCCAACAUCCUCCUUCCACACACCACCGUCAUCCUUUGAUAACCAAAAGGCGAUCGAUCGCUUGACAAAUUAUGCCACACACUCCAACUCCUCAUCGUCGUCGAGUGUCUCUCCUGACUGUUCAGCCAAAGCAUCGACGACACCAUCGCCGAUACUUCCGAUUCAAUCAUCAUUUGGCAACCCUGGGUCGUCCACGUCCGCCGCUGCGAACAGCAAGGCCGUGUUGUCGGCGCUGAAGGCGCUGCAGGACAAGAACCGACGCUUGGAGGAGGAAAAGGCGACGCUGGAGUCCCAAUGCGCGAGUUUGAAGGCCCAGUUACGAUCCAACGAAGCGCAGCAUCUUAGCGCGGCCAAGAAGGCUGCAUACGAGCUCGCGCAGGGCAAGGACGCCGCGCACGCUGCGUACGAAGUGCUGCGAAUCGAGCGCGAUUCGCUCACGGCGGAACUCGCGACAGCCAACCUCCGUGCGACUCACCAAGCCAACGAAAUAGACCACCUCCACGACGUUGUCGCGUCGUUCAAGGACAAAUGCGAACAGGCCAACCUUGAAACGGCGUCGCUCGAGUCGCACGUUCGCAAAGUCCAAGCCGAACUGACCGAAGCCAACCACCAGUCCAAGGAGCGCGUGGUUGAGUUGCAGGAAGCGCUGCAUGCUUCGAACCGGUCGGGAAAGGAAACGGCGCGCCAAGUGCACGCGCUCGAGGAACAGCUCAAGCGAGUCCACGAUGCCAACGCGUCGCUUGAAGGUCGUCUGCACGACACGGAAAAAACCGUAUCUCAGAUGGCCCAGCUGAAUGAAAAACUCGUGCACAACUUGUGGACCAAGGCCAAACCGUUGGCGAAACAACACACUAUUACCAAAUCGUCGAAAUCUGCGACAGCGUCUCCGCCACGUAACGUCGUCACACGCAGCACCGCCGCGAGCCGGGCGUCGUCCAAAGCAGCACGUGUUGUGCCGUCGUCCAGUGACCGCAAGCCGUCGAAGAAGAAGUCAAAGAGCUCCACGAAACCCAAGUCCAACAAUAAGGCGCAGCUCGAGCUUGCCAACAAGGGCGUGGUGCCGUUUCUACUGGGAAAGUCCACACAUCGGUCGUUUUCAGUCAUUGGCAACGCCCAGGAAGCGCUGCGGCAGUCGGAUGCGUUUCAUGCCGUCGCCCCCGACGUCCACCCCCCGCUCCAUCACACAGCGCCGCCGACGUGGUGCCGCCGCCCAGCCGAUUCCGACGACGACCAGGACCAGCACAACGCGGCAGAGCCGGGCGGCGGUGGCGGGUUGUUGUCGGUGGAUACAACAUCCUCUGGAGCACGAGGGGAUACGAAACCGACCAAAGCAAGCUUCUUGCACACGUUGAAUAAAGCUAUCCAGAGCGUCGACGCAGAGUUUCACCACCUCAAUGCACGGUACAAACCACUAGAACGGUGUUUGCUAGUACUACUACUACUAGUACAUACAUACGAGUACUAGUAGUUAGUAGUAUAUAGAUUGAGAGACUGCCUGUAGGUACAAGGGCCUGGUGGGGACAGUGGACAGUCCGGGCGUGGGCAAGACGCUGGAGCGCACCAUCGACGAGCUUGAAACCAAAGGCGAGCAGCUUUUCUUGCUCAAGCAACUGCACGCCCAGGCGUCGAAGAGCAGCAUCUUUGCAUCCCGGAGCGUCCUCCACAGCCCCGACGCAGCGGCCAAAAAGGCCGCGGCGCUGCGUGUGCUGCACGAGUACCGGACGCUGGACCGGGAGAUCAAAACCAGGUCGUCGUGUACGUCCUGACGGUCGUCGUCGUCGUCGAGCACCAUUGUACAGGUAGGGUAUGUGUAGUCGUAACCAACUCGCAAUAUCAUAUACAACGAACAUCCUGUCAAAACCCAUCACAACCAUCACCUCCAUGAUCGCAGUCGUUGUCACCACCACGGGGGACUGGAACGGCGUCGUCACCUGUUGUCAUCACGGUGGCGGUGGUGGCGCCGCCCCCGCCUACAUCGUUCUGGCGGGUCUUGUGUAGGAUGGUGCUUUGCAUGUGCUGGUCAAAGUACUCCAACGCUUUGUACACCACAGCCAUGUUGGCGGCAUUUGGGUCAUCAGUUGCCGCUGCCUCCUUGAGCUUGGUCAUUUCCGCACGCAGUCGGGCGUGGGCUGCCUCGACACUAGCCACUGAACACGAGGCCAGGAACGUCAAGUUCUCUUUCCAAGCUGGAAACGUCGUCUGCACUUCGAACGGAGCGCUUUCUGCAGCAUUGUUCAACUGCGCAAAGAACGGCGCCAGACUCGGCACGACCAAACCUGGGCCACCUUGUGGUUCUUGGGCGGCAUAUUGCCACAGCGGACGACAACAGUGUCGCAUGAUGUGUUUGCCACCAUCAUCUCCAUGUGUUUGAUGGGAGAUGGUUCUGCUGCCGAGGACUCGUCUGGACGGAGGGAAGAGGUCGGCAAGGACGGCGGGGACAUCCCACUGCGCGACGACUUGCGGCGGCAAAAUGCUGGAUGGCGCCACUCGUCGUGUUUGCUUUGAGUUUCUGUGCAACUUUCGCAUCAAC